This is a messenger RNA of Naumovozyma dairenensis CBS 421, 828 nucleotides long. RefSeq names its product mitochondrial 54S ribosomal protein mL50 MRPL13 (gene MRPL13). NCBI's taxonomy places the organism in Eukaryota, Fungi, Ascomycota, Saccharomycetes, Saccharomycetales, Saccharomycetaceae. The record is from RefSeq and is a predicted model, not a curated record. Bases 1 to 828 code for a protein of 275 amino acids. The transcript has a single exon. Gene Ontology annotation, cellular component: mitochondrion.
AUGUUGUCGAUUAAUAAGAGCGUUCUGCUUGAGAAAAGCAUCAGAAACGGUAACAUUUCCCUAACGAGGAACUUCCACGUUAUAAACUCACCAUCUCUAGACAUCAUGGAUUGGUUCAAAUCCAGAAAUAAGAUGAAAGGGGAGGGAAAGGAUACAGAAGGAGAAGAGAGCGUGAAGAUCGUUAAUAAGAGGGCUACUAAAGACCUUAUUCAAGAUAUUGAAACGAGGAAAGAUAACAAGGACGAUACUGAUGACACUUCAUUAGCUACACAUAAGUUGAAAUUAAUACCUGAAAAUUUCAUUGGGAGGAGAAAUAAUAGGAAGGUUGGUUCUCAAAAUAAACGCUUGUAUAAGGAUGCUCCUUUCAAUUACUGGUUGAAUAAGACCAAAGUUCAGAAUGAGACUGAAUUAGAGAAGAUAAUGGAAAGUCUGUUAAAUGAAGUGAACGCUGAUAAAGAGCUAAUGGAUGAACCACUUCCUGAUUUGGUGACGAAAUUCAAAUUUGUUAAAGAAUUACAAGCUAAGACAGGGUAUAUGAUACCAGAUUAUCAAAUCACGAUUAUGAAUACACCAGCAGCUUUCAAGCAAUACUAUAUUGAUAAUAUUUUUUCUGGUAAAUUACAAAGAUUUAAAGAAUCUGAACCAAACGCAAUUCAUUUUGAAAAUAAACAAUUCACUGCACCAAAUAUCUAUCUUGUAAAUACUGUCGAUGAAAGAGAUAUUUCGGGUAAAAUGCAAAAGAAGAAAUAUAACAAGAUUAUAGACGAAGUCCGUAAGAUGGAAGAAAUUAGAACAAAGAAGAUAAUUGAAGAGGCUAGAACGAAUUAA